AUGUCGAGAGAAAAGACCGGCGUCUCUCGUGCCGGCGGAGACUUGGGCCAGGCCAUCGGCUGGCUCCUGCGCUCAUGCUUGACCGGUCGCGGGACCGACGAGGAGCCCAAGUACGACCCCUCGCAAUUCAUACAGCCGCCUGCCGACCAAGAGAUGCGGCCGCGCUACCCCUACACGGUUCACGCCCACCUCAAUACGAAGUACGGGUCAACCUAUGGAGGACCUGGUUCUCGACUGACCCGCAUUCCCACACUCGAGGAUGCUUGUGAGCGACUGGCGUCUAACGUCGAAGCGCGUUUGAGAGGAGCGAUCAGCAGGGUGCCCGAUCGCACCUGCACAUUCCGGCUCUCCACCGCGGUCAACCAUACCGGCGACGAUCGCGGUGGCGCUUCAGUUUCUGACGUUCUGAUGGCCUUGCUGUCUGGGAUGUCAGAUCGAGGCGAAUGGCAUUCUGAGAAUCCCGAACGGCCGUGUACUCGGGAGGACAUUGAGACAUCGCGGCUGACGUUCUGCGACCCUACCAUCAUCGAGACUCAAGUCAGCCUCGGCCAAGGCAAGGUCUCCCCUACAUCCGGACGCGAGGGGCAUGAGUACACCGUCAACCUGGGGUCAAUGUCCAUCAGCGUGCAACCCAUGUCAGCAGACGACGGCGAUACCAAGACCGCGAUAACAGACGACGAUAUUGCCUGCAUCCCUCUCCGAUGGGCUGGUACAAUGAUGCGGAAUCCCGAGGACGAGGAGAGCAUGUGCGGGCGCUACGCAAGCGGUCCAGACAAACCCAUCCCCUUUGGUACCCUCCACGUCUCAUUCCGAGUGAGCAAUGUCGACUCGGAGGGAGCGAGCUCGGAGGCGGAAGAGGUCAAGAUGGUCUUCCCGCUCCAUGCGAGCUUCGUCACUUGGGCCGACCCCAGAAUGCAAGUGUGGUAUCCGAAGCCUGAGGAGGAAGCUGAGCCGCCCACGCCUCCCGAUGCGGUGCCCGAGACCCAGACUUCGCAGCCAGAGGAGGUAGGGAAAUGA
Messenger RNA from Dioszegia hungarica, 1017 nucleotides. RefSeq lists its product as uncharacterized. The coding region runs from base 1 to 1017 and encodes 338 amino acids. The transcript has a single exon. NCBI's taxonomy places the organism in Eukaryota, Fungi, Basidiomycota, Tremellomycetes, Tremellales, Bulleribasidiaceae. The record is from RefSeq and is a predicted model, not a curated record.